Messenger RNA from Neohortaea acidophila, 3270 nucleotides. Its product is annotated as tRNA synthetases class I-domain-containing protein. Gene Ontology annotation, molecular function: ATP binding; valine-tRNA ligase activity; aminoacyl-tRNA deacylase activity. Gene Ontology annotation, biological process: valyl-tRNA aminoacylation. The transcript is spliced from 2 exons. Gene Ontology annotation, cellular component: cytosol. NCBI's taxonomy places the organism in Eukaryota, Fungi, Ascomycota, Dothideomycetes, Mycosphaerellales, Teratosphaeriaceae. The record is from RefSeq and is a predicted model, not a curated record. Bases 1 to 3270 code for a protein of 1089 amino acids.
AUGGCGCUGAACGCCGCCUCACACAAUGCCACCGGCGAGAGAACCGGGCCCCAGUCGGGCCAGCCGCCCCCACCUUCAAACGAGACCAAAGACGCUGUGCUUCAAGCUGCCAAUGGCGAUCUGAAAGGCCAGAAUGCGCCAGGUCAAGAUGGCGGUGACAAAUCUGCGGAAAAGAAGGUGAAGUCGGAGAAGGAGCUGGCGAAAGAGCGGCAGAAAGCCGAGAAGGCGGCGAAGUUGGCUGCGAAGAUAGAGAAGCAAAAGGCCUUGGAGGCGGCGUCGAAGCCGAAGCAAAAGGAGAAGAAGACGCAAGAGAAGCUGCCGCCGUAUGUAGAGCAGACGCCCAAGGGUGAGAAGAAGAUCUUGCAGCCGCUGGACGACGAGUAUCACAAGGCGUAUAUCCCCUCUGUGGUGGAGAGUGCGUGGAUGGACUGGUGGGAGGCGCAGGGCUUCCAUCUGCCGGAGUUCAAGGAGAAUGGAGAGGUGAAGGAUAAGGGCUCCUUUGUCAUUUCCAUCCCUCCUCCCAACGUGACGGGCAAUUUGCACAUAGGACAUGCUUUGGCCACGGCGCUGCAGGAUGCCAUGAUCCGGUGGAACCGAAUGAAGGGCUUGACGGUGCUUUACGUUCCCGGCUGCGAUCAUGCGGGUAUCUCGACGCAGAGUGUGGUGGAGAAUAUGCUGUACAACCGACGGAACGGCAUGACGAGACACGAUCUUGGGCGGCCGAAGUUUGUGGAGACUGUGUGGGAGUGGAAAGAGGAGUACCACACGAGGAUCAACAAAGUCCUUCGGAGACUGGGCGGCUCAAUGGACUGGACGCGCGAAGGCUUCACCAUGAGCCCGACGUUGUCCAAAGCCGUGCGACAGACGUUCGUUCAGCUGCAUGACGACGGGCUCAUCUAUCGCGCGAACCGACUCGUGAACUGGUGUACCAAGCUCAACACCGCCCUGUCAAAUCUGGAGGUGGAUCAGAAGGAGCUCGAGGGCUCGACCAAGAUCGACGUGCCGGGUUACGACAAGAAGAUCGAGUUCGGCAGCAUAUGGAACUUCAAGUACCCCAUUGAUGGAACGAAUGAAUUUAUCGAAGUCGCCACCACUCGUCCGGAGACCAUGUUGGGAGAUACUGGCGUGGCGGUGCAUCCGAAGGAUGAGCGCUACCAACAUCUCCUGGGCAAGAACGUGAAGCACCCAUUCGUGGACCGCCUCUUGCCCAUCUUUGCCGAUGAUACGGUGGAGAAGGACUUCGGGACUGGCGCCGUCAAGAUCACGCCUGCACAUGACUUCAACGAUUUCCGACGAGGAAAGGACCACAAGCUCGAAUUCAUCAACAUCCUCAAUGACAACGGCACCAUGAACUCCAAUGCCGGACCGCUGUUUGAAGGCCAGCGACGCUUCGACGCUCGGUAUACCGUCAUUGCCGAGCUGGAGAAGUUGGGGCUUUACGUGGGCAAGCAGAGCAACCCCAUGAAGAUCCCGCUCUGCAGCAAAUCCAAGGAUAUCAUCGAACCAAUUCUGAAGCCGCAGUGGUGGAUGCAUAUGGAACCUCUCGCGAAGCCUGCCUUGGAUGUAGUGAAGGAUGGGUCGAUCAAGAUUCAACCCCAGACAGCGGAGAACAUGUACGUGCGGUGGAUGGAGAAUGUCGACGACUGGUGUCUGUCCCGACAACUGUGGUGGGGACAUCAGAUCCCGGCAUACUACGCCAAGACGAAGGACUCUCCGUACGAUGCGGACUACGAGCACUGGUUCUGCGCGGAGACGGAGGAGCUUGCGAGGGAGAAGGCCAAGGCGAAGUUCGGUGAUCGGGAGUUUGUGCUCGAGCGGGAUCCGGACUGCUUGGACACUUGGUUCAGUUCUGGACUGUGGCCUUUCUCGACCCUCGGCUGGCCGGAGAAGACGCAUGAUUUCGAGAAGCUGUUCCCGACCUCUGUCCUGGAGACGGGGUGGGACAUUCUCUUCUUCUGGGUGGCGAGGAUGAUAUUUUUCUCCCUCAAGAUGACCGGCAAGAUCCCCUUCUCCGAAGUAUACUGCCACUCCCUGAUUCGCGACACGGACGGACGCAAGAUGUCGAAAUCCCUCGGCAACGUGAUUGAUCCUGUUGACAUCAUGGACGGCAUUACUCUCGAGGAGCUCAACGCCAAGCUCCUACAAGGCAAUCUCGCACCGAAAGAAGUCGAGCGGGCGAUGCAGUGGCAGAAGAAAGCCUUUGUGGACGGCAUCGACGAGUGCGGAGCCGACGCCCUCCGCUUCUCCCUCAUCAACUACACCACCGGCGGCGGCGACAUCAACUUUGACGUCAAAGUCAUGCGCGGCUACCGCAACUUCUGCAACAAAAUCUACCAAGCCACCAAGUACGUUCUCGGCAAUCUCCCCGCUGACUUCACGCCCAAAGCAAAGGGUGGCAUGACGGGCAAGGAGAGCCUCCCGGAGCGCUGGAUCCUGCACAAGAUGACCAUCGCCGCGCGUGAAGUGAAUGACAACCUCGCUAAGCGCGAGUUCUCCGACGCCACGCAGGCUCUGCAUCGCUACUGGCUGUAUGAGCUGUGCGACGUGUACAUUGAGAACAGCAAGUCGAUCAUCCGCGACGGUACGCCCGAGGAGCGGGAGAGCGCCAUCGACACGCUGUACACCGCGCUCGACGAGGCGUUGCGAAUGAUGCACCCCUUCAUGCCCUUCUUGACGGAAGAGCUGUGGCAACGCCUGCCGCGCCGACCAGGCGACUCCACCAAGAGCAUCGUCAUCGCAGACUACCCGCAAUACGACGCCAGCCUAGACGACGCGGAGAGCGAGCGCGCGUACGAGUUGAUCCUCGGCUGCUCCAAGGGCGUGCGCUCGCUGAUUCAAGAGCACGGGGUGAAAGAGGAUGGCAAGGCGUUCGUGCGGCCUCUGUCCGAUGAGGCGUAUCGCACUGCAUCGGCUGAGGCGGCGUCGAUUAAGACGCUGGCGGGUAAGAAUUGCAGUGCGCUGAACGUGCUGAAGCCUGGCGAGGAGGUGCCCAAGGGCGCUGCUGUGUAUCCUGUUUCGGCUGCUGCGGGCGUGUAUCUUCUGCUCGGCCAGAAUGUCGACACCAACAAGGAGAUCAAGAAGAUCCAGCCGAAGCUGCAAAAGGCGGCCGACGCCGUCAAGGAGCAGGAGAAGACGCUGGGCGCGUUGAGCGACAAGGUGAAUCCCGACGUGAGGCGGGCGGAGGAGGGCAAGUUGAAGGAUUACUUGAGCGAGCAGCAGCUGUUACAGGAGAGUUUGGAGCAGUUGCAUGUGUUGAGUUUGGAGGAAUAG